UAAUUUUUACGAUGACAACCGUUGCUAUACCAAACGUCAUAAAAUGCCGAAAAAACGGUUUAUUGACAAGAAAAACUCAGUUACUUUUCAUCUUGUUCAUAGAUCUCAAAAAGAUCCUCUAAUUCAUGACAAUCAAGCGCCUUCAAGAGUCCUUGUUCCAGUAAUUUAUAAUACUAAAAAGAAGGCAUCAAAUGGGCUAAAUAUCAAUGAAAAAAGUCAAGAAGAUAAUUCACCAAAAAAAUACAACGAUAAACCUUUAAAAGAUAAGAAAACAGUGGAAAACUUAAGGGAAAAUAUAGGGGAAUCUAUUUUGUAUGGUAUUUCAUAUAACGAUACCGAAUAUGACUAUAUGCAACAUCUUCGUGAAAUAGGAAAAUCACCUGGUGGAAUUUUAUUUGAGAAAUCUACAGAUAAAAAACCUAGUAUUAUCGAUGAAUUUCCAAAAGAAGUGUUUCCUUCGGAUAUUGAGCAAAAAAGAAGUUAUCAGGAUCAACAAUCUAUUCCUGAUGAUAUAUCUGGUUUUCAACCAGAUAUGGAUAUAAGACUUAGAGAAGUUUUGGAGGCAUUAGAAGAUGAACGCUAUUUAUCAUCAGAUGAGGAGGGUGAUUUAGAUGAAUUGAUAAAAUCAGGGAAAGUAGAUAAUUCAAGUGUUAUUGAAAAUUCGGAUACAGAUUGGGAUUCUGAUGAUACAAACAUCUCUAAAGAAAUUUCCUCUCAGGAUUCAAAUAUAUAUGAUAAUGAUUCUAUUUUUCGAGAAUGUUUAAAAAAUAAGAAAAAAUUUCGAAAACCACUGUCUAAGGCUACAUAUUAUUCUAUAACUAGUUCUAUACUUCCUAGAAGCGAGGCCCUAGUACUUCUGGACGACAGAUUUGAGAAAAUAAAAAAAGAAUAUGAUGAUGAUGUUGAAGUUGAUAACGAUGAUACAAAUGAUAAAGAAUCAAAAGGAGAUCUAGAAAGAAUGGACUUUGAGUCAAUAAUGGAUAAUUUUCUUAAUGAUUAUGAGAUAACAGGGAAAAAAAUUGUUCCAAAAAUAUAUUCAAAAGAAUUCAAUAUAAAGCAUUCUAAACCCAUAACAGAGUUAGAUGAAAUUCGACAACAAUUAAGAACAAAAAUAUAAAUAAAUCUUAAAAACUUUUAAGCUGAAACUGAUAUCGAAAUUAAUG
Molecule: messenger RNA, 1163 nt
Organism: Pneumocystis carinii B80
Lineage: Eukaryota; Fungi; Ascomycota; Pneumocystomycetes; Pneumocystales; Pneumocystaceae
Exons: 5
Coding region: 44-1117 (357 amino acids)
Biological process (GO): ribosomal small subunit biogenesis; ribosomal small subunit export from nucleus
Cellular component (GO): preribosome, small subunit precursor; nucleus; cytosol
Source: RefSeq, a predicted model, not a curated record